CACGCCCUCCUGGAGGACCUCGUGGAGAUGGAGAAGGUUCUGAAGGACGUGGACAUCCUCUCGGCUCUGGCCAAGCUGCUGCCCCAGGGCGCCUGUGCCAGCAAAGCACCCCCGCCCGCCACCAACAGCACCAGCUGGGGUGGCAACUUCACCGCCGGCACCAACUCCACCACGGAGGAGGGCGACAGGGAGCCCGUGGGAGAGAACCCCCAGGGCCAGCGCUCGGCCUUCGUGCAGCUCUGGGCAGGACUGCAGCCCAUCCUCUGCGGGAACAACCGCACCAUCGAGCCCGAGGCCCUGAAGCAGGGCAACAUGAGCUCCUUGGGCUUUACCAGCAAGGAGCAGCGUAACCUGGGACUGCUGGUGCACCUCAUGACCAGCAAUCCCAAGAUCCUUUACUCUCCUGUCGGGACGGAGGUGGACAAGGUCAUCCUGAAGGCCAAUGAGACCUUUGCCUUCGUCGGGAACGUGACUCGCUACGCCCAGGUCUGGCUGAAUGUCUCCUCUGAGAUCCGGGGCUUCCUGGAGGAGGGCAAACUGCAGCGGCGGAUCCGCUGGCUUCAGGAGUUCACCACCGACCUCCACAAACACCCCGAGAUCCUGAACGCUUCGGACAACAACCUCCUCCGUAGCUUCAUCAACGGCAACUUCUCGCUGCCCAACGCCAGCGCCCUGCUGCAGCAGCUGGACACCAUCGACAACGCCGCCUGCGGCUGGAUCCAGUUCAUGUCCAAGGUCAGCGUGGACAUCUUCAAGGGCUUCCCCGACGAGGAGAGCAUUGUGAACUACACGCUGAACCAGGCCUACCAGGACAACGUCACGGUGUUUGCCAGUGUGAUCUUCCAGACCAACAAGGAUGGCUCCCUGCCCCCCCAUGUGAUGUACAAGAUCCGGCAGAACUCCAGUUUCACCGAGAAGACCAACGAGAUCCGGCGGGCGUACUGGCGGCCGGGCCCCAACACGGGCGGGCGCUUCUACUUCCUCUACGGUUUCGUGUGGAUCCAGGACAUGAUGGAGCGAGCCAUAAUCAACACCUUCGUGGGCCAUGACGUGGUGGAGCCUGGCAACUACGUGCAGAUGUUCCCGUACCCGUGUUACACCAGGGACGAUUUCCUGUUCGUCAUCGAGCACAUGAUGCCCUUGUGCAUGGUGAUCUCCUGGGUCUAUUCGGUGGCGAUGAUGAUCCAGCACAUUGUGGCGGAGAAGGAGCAUCGGCUGAAAGAGGUGAUGAAGAUGAUGGGCCUGAACAACGCAGUCCACUGGGUGGCCUGGUUCAUCACCGGUUUUGUCCAGCUCUCCAUCUCCGUCACCGCGCUCACCGCCAUCCUGAAAUACGGCAAGGUCCUGAUGCACAGCGAUGUCUUCAUCAUCUGGCUCUUCCUCGCCAUCUACGCCGUGGCCACCAUCAUGUUCUGUUUCCUGGUGUCCGUGCUCUAUUCCAAGGCCAAGCUGGCCUCAGCCUGCGGAGGCAUCAUCUACUUCCUGAGCUACGUCCCCUACAUGUACGUCGCCAUCCGGGAAGAAGUGGCCCACGAUAAGAUCACGGCCUUCGAGAAGUGCAUCGCCUCUCUCAUGUCGACCACGGCCUUCGGGCUGGGCUCCAAGUACUUUGCGCUGUACGAGGUGGCCGGCGUGGGCAUCCAGUGGCACACCUUCAGCCAGUCGCCCGUGGAAGGCGACGACUUCAACCUGCUGCUCUCCAUGAUGAUGCUGAUCGUGGAUGCCGUGGUCUAUGGUGUGCUGACGUGGUACAUCGAGGCCGUGCACCCAGGCAUGUACGGGCUCCCCCGGCCCUGGUACUUCCCCUUCCAGAAAUCCUACUGGCUCGGGAAUGGGCGGGUCGAAACCUGGGAGUGGAGCUGGCCCUGGUCUAGAACCACCCGCCUCAGCAUCAUGGAGGAGGAUCAGGCCUGCGCCAUGGAGAACAGGCGGCUGGAAGAGACGCGUGGCAUAGAGGAGGAGCCGAACCACCUGCCGCUCGUCGUGUGCGUGGACAAGCUCACCAAGGUCUACAAGACGGACAAGAAGCUGGCGCUGAACAAGCUGAGCCUGAACCUCUACGAGAACCAAGUGGUGUCCUUCCUGGGGCACAACGGGGCGGGCAAGACCACCACCAUGUCCAUCCUGACUGGCCUCUUCCCCCCAACCUCGGGCUCUGCUACCAUCUAUGGCCACGACAUCCGGACGGAGAUGGACGAGAUCCGGAAGAACCUGGGCAUGUGUCCCCAACACAACGUGCUCUUCGAUAAACUGACAGUGGAGGAGCACCUCUGGUUCUACUCGCAGCUUAAGAGCAUGGCGGAGGAGGAGAUCCGCAAGGAGAUGGACAAGAUGAUCGAAGAUCUGGAGCUGUCCAACAAGCGGCACUCCCUGGUGCAGACUCUGUCAGGAGGGAUGAAGAGGAAGCUGUCGGUGGCCAUCGCCUUUGUGGGUGGAUCGCGGGCUGUUAUCUUGGAUGAGCCCACUGCUGGUGUUGACCCGUACGCACGUAGGGCCAUUUGGGAUCUGAUCCUCAAAUACAAACCUGGAAGGACCAUCCUGCUCUCCACACAUCACAUGGACGAGGCCGACCUGCUCGGGGACCGCAUCGCCAUCAUCUCCCAUGGCAAGCUCAAGUGCUGCGGCUCCCCACUCUUCCUCAAGAGCACCUACGGGGAUGGCUACAAGCUGACGGUGGUGAAGAAGCAGUCAGACUCCAGGAACGGCACAGACUCGGGGCAGACGCACAGCCCUCCCUCCCACUCCUCCGCCAGCCCCUGCUCCGAGCCCCGCGUCACCCAGUUCAUCAAGAAGUACGUGGCCUCCUGCCUGCUGAUCUCCAACACCAACACGGAGCUCUCCUACAUCCUGCCCAGCGAGGCCGUCAAGAAGGGUUGCUUCGAGAGGCUCUUCCAGCACCUGGAGCAGAGCCUGGGGGAGCUGGAGCUGACCAGCUUCGGGCUGAUGGACACUACCCUGGAGGAGGUCUUCCUCAAGGUGUCGGAGGAGGACCUGUCGCUGGAGAACAGCGAUGUCGACAUGAAGGAGUCCAAGAAAGACACCCUGCAGCCACCGGCUCCCCAGAUGGGCCUGAAGCCCGAGGCCAACGGGGAGCCCCUUCCUGACGCGGAGGCACCCGAGAAGCCGGAGGUGGAGCUCAGCAACCUGGUGGCCUGCUCCAACCUGGCCCAGUCGCAGGCGUCCCUGCGCUCGGCGUCCUCUGUGGGCUCCGUGCGGGGCGAUGAAGGUGGGGCUUAUUCGGAGUUCUAUGGGGAUUAUUCUCCGUUGUUUGAUAAUCUGCAGGACCCCGAUAACGUCAGUCUGCAAGAGGCUGACGCCGAGGCCGUGGACCAGCCCCUGGGGGGACAGGGGAGCUUUAAGCUGGAGGGCUCCUGGCUCAAGCUGCGCCAGUUCCAUGGGCUGAUCGUCAAACGCUUCCACUGUGCCAAGCGCAACACCAAGGCCCUCUUCUCGCAGAUCCUGCUGCCCGCCUUCUUCGUCUGCGUGGCCAUGACGGUGGCGCUCUCUGUGCCCGAAAUAGGUGACCUGCCUCCUCUGAUCCUCUCGCCGUCCCAGUAUCACAACUACACCCAGCCCAAGGGCAACUUCAUCCCCUAUGCCAAUGAGGAGCGGCGCGAAUACCGCAUAAAGCUGUCACCCGACGCCAGCCCCCAGCAGCUCGUCAAUACCUUCCACUUGCCCUCUGGGGUGGGGGCCACCUGUGUGCUGAAGACGGCCUUCAAUAGCACCCUGGACCAGCUGGUGCAGACCCUGAACCUCAACAGCAACGAGUCCAAGAUGCUGGCGGCCAAGUACUUCGACGCUAUGUGCGUCAAUUCCUUCACCCAGGGCCUGCCACUCUCCAACUUCGUGCCACCGCCCCCCUCCCCGGCCCCCUCCGACUACCCCGUCUCCCUGGAUGACGACAUGGUGCAUGCCUGGAACUCCACCACGUAUCCCUCCACUGUCAAAGAGACCGUCACUUUGGCCCCGUCCCUGCCCAGCGUCAUCCACGAGCCCAUCAGAUGCACCUGCUCCAUGCAGGGGACGGGCUUCUCCUGUCCCAGCGGCGUGGGAGGCCACCCGCCCCAGAUGAAGGUGGUGACCGGGGACAUCCUGGCGGACAUCACCGGGCGCAACGUCUCGGAGUACAUGCUGUACACGUCGGACCGCUUCCGGCUGCACAGGUAUGGAGCGAUCACCGUUGGCAACGUCCAGAAAUCCAUCCCAGCGUCCUUUGGCGCCCAGGCCCCUCCCAUGGUGCGGAAGAUCGCGGUCAGGAGAACAGCCCAGGUCUUCUACAACAACAAGGGCUACCACAGUAUGCCCACCUACCUGAACGUGCUGAACAACGCCAUCCUGCGGGCCAACCUGCCCAAGAGCAGAGGGAACCCCGCCGCCUACGGCAUCACAGUGACCAACCAUCCGAUGAACAAGACGAGCGCCAGCCUCUCCCUGGAUUACCUCCUGCAAGGCACGGAUGUGGUCAUCGCCAUCUUCAUCAUUGUGGCCAUGUCCUUCGUGCCGGCCAGCUUCGUGGUGUUCCUGGUGGCUGAGAAGGCCACCAAAGCCAAGCACCUGCAGUUCGUGAGCGGCUGCGACCCGGUGAUCUACUGGCUGGCCAACUACGUCUGGGACAUGCUGAAUUACCUGGUGCCGGCCACAUGCUGCAUCAUCAUCCUCUUCGUGUUCGACCUCCCGGCGUAUACGUCCCCCACCAACUUCCCAGCCGUCCUCUCGCUCUUCCUGCUCUAUGGCUGGUCCAUCACCCCCAUCAUGUACCCAGCCUCCUUCUGGUUCGAGGUGCCCAGCUCAGCAUACGUCUUCCUGAUCGUUAUCAACCUCUUCAUUGGCAUCACGGCCACUGUCGCCACCUUCCUGCUGCAGCUCUUCGAGCACGACAAGGACCUGAAGGUCGUUAACAGCUACCUGAAGAGCUGCUUCCUCAUCUUCCCCAACUACAACCUGGGCCACGGGCUGAUGGAAAUGGCCUACAACGAGUACAUCAACGAAUACUACGCCAAGAUCGGGCAGUUUGAUAAAAUGAAAUCACCCUUUGAGUGGGACAUUGUGACCCGGGGCCUGGUCGCCAUGACGAUUGAAGGCUUCGUAGGUUUCUUCAUCACCAUCAUGUGCCAAUAUAACUUCCUCCGGAAACCACAGCGGCUGCCCGUCUCCAACAAGCCCAUCGAGGACGACGUCGACGUGGCCAACGAACGGCACCGGGUCCUGCGCGGCGAUGCCGACAACGACAUGCUCAAGAUUGAGAAUCUCACCAAGGUGUACAAAUCCCGCAAGAUCGGGCGCAUCCUGGCCGUGGACCGUCUGUGCGUGGGCGUGCGGCCCGGGGAGUGCUUUGGGCUGCUGGGCGUCAAUGGGGCGGGGAAGACCACCACCUUCAAGAUGCUGACUGGGGACGAGAGCACCACCGGAGGGGAGGCCUUCAUCAACGGGCACAGCAUCCUGAAGGAGCUCCUCCAGGUGCAGCAGAGCCUGGGCUACUGCCCGCAGUUUGACGCGCUGUUCGACGAGCUCACGGCGCAGGAGCACCUGGAGCUCUACACCCGGCUGCGUGGCAUCCCCUGGAAGGACGAGGAGAGGGUGGUGAAGUGGGCGAUGAAGAAGCUGGAGCUCACCAAAUACGCCGACAAGCCGGCCAGCACCUACAGCGGGGGCAACAAGAGGAAGCUGUCCACGGCCAUCGCCCUGAUUGGCUUCCCUGCCUUCAUCUUCCUGGACGAGCCGACGACAGGCAUGGACCCCAAGGCCCGGCGCUUCCUGUGGAACCUCAUCCUGGACAUCAUCAAAACGGGCCGCUCUGUGGUGCUGACGUCCCACAGCAUGGAGGAGUGCGAGGCGCUCUGCACCAGGCUGGCCAUCAUGGUGAACGGGCGGCUCAAGUGUCUCGGCAGCAUCCAGCACCUGAAAAACAGGUUUGGAGAUGGCUACAUGAUCACGGUGCGGACCAAGUCCAGCCUCAGCGUCAAGGAGGUGGUGCGGUUCUUCAACAGGAACUUCCCCGAGGCCAUCCUCAAGGAGCGACACCACACCAAGGUGCAGUACCAGCUCAAGUCUGAGCAGAUCUCGCUGGCCCAGGUCUUCAGCAAGAUGGAGCAGGUGGUGGACGUGCUGGGCAUCGAGGAUUACUCCGUCAGCCAGACCACGCUGGAUAACGUGUUUGUGAAUUUUGCCAAGAAGCAAAGCGACAACCUGGAGCAGCAGGAGACCAGCCCCAACUGCUCGAUCCAGUCCCCGCUGGAGCACAUCCUGAGCCUGCUGCGGCCCCGCGCCGCCCCUACCGAGCUGCGGGCCCUGGUGGUGGAGGAGCCCGAGGACCUGGAGACAGAUGACGAGGGCUUGAUCAGCUUCGAGGAGGAGAGGGCUCAGCUCUCCUUCAACACGGACACUCUCUGCUGA
Messenger RNA from Emys orbicularis (European pond turtle), 6396 nucleotides. It is a transcript of the gene ABCA2, whose product is annotated as ATP binding cassette subfamily A member 2. Gene Ontology annotation, molecular function: ABC-type transporter activity; ATP binding; ATP hydrolysis activity. The transcript is spliced from 41 exons. Lineage: Eukaryota; Metazoa; Chordata; Testudines; Emydidae. Gene Ontology annotation, cellular component: intracellular membrane-bounded organelle; membrane. The record is from RefSeq and is a predicted model, not a curated record. Gene Ontology annotation, biological process: lipid transport; transmembrane transport. Bases 28 to 6396 code for a protein of 2122 amino acids.